Ostrinia nubilalis (European corn borer) is the source of this 3071-nucleotide messenger RNA. Its product is annotated as WD repeat-containing protein 7-like. The transcript is spliced from 12 exons. The record is from RefSeq and is a predicted model, not a curated record. Gene Ontology annotation, cellular component: cytoplasm. The coding region runs from base 86 to 1681 and encodes 531 amino acids. NCBI's taxonomy places the organism in Eukaryota, Metazoa, Arthropoda, Insecta, Lepidoptera, Crambidae. Gene Ontology annotation, molecular function: protein binding.
GUUCACGUCAAAGCUUCACUGGGAGCUGAGCACGACUCUCACCACCAACCACUUGCUGUCCAUCGUGGCGUUAUCCAACACUUUGAUGUCGAUGAGCAACGCCAGCUUCGUUCCCGAACAGGAGGUUGCUAGGAGGCUUCACAGACCCUCAACCCGUAGCAGCACAUCAUGGGCCGGCGACGAGGAGCGCGAGGAGCAGCUGGCCGCCCAGCAGGCCCACAUCAAGCAGGGCUGGUCGCUGCUGGCCACGCUUCACUGCGUGCUGUUACCGGACAAGGUGGUCGCUGCGGGUGCGAAGAGCUUCAAGCGGCCGCAGGUGGAGAUGCUCGCCCGUAGGUGGCAGCACCACUGCCUUGAGGUCCGUGAGGCCUCGCAAGCGCUCCUGUUGGCUGAACUUGGCAGACUAGGCCCCAAAGGCCGCAAGGCACUAGUGGACAACUGGGCACAGUACUUACCGUUAUACACCCACACUGAGAGCAUCAAUCCACACGCCACUCCUAAGGAACCUGUUGAAAAGCAAGAAGAAGAAUUUGAAGAAGAAGAAGAGGAGAUAGUCCGCAAGCCGUCUUCCCUGGCCGAGCUGAAACGCAAGCAGACCACAGCUGUCGUGCUGCUGGGUGUUAUAGGCGCCGAGUUUGGGCAGGACAUCACCAGUGAGGGCGCCGCGGGCAAUAAGAGGCGUAAGGACGGAGACAGCAGGAAGAGUUCCGUCGUCGAAGGGUUCACACUAAGUGCCUCGAACAACCUGGCGCGUCUCACAGCGCUCGCUCUAACGCACUUACUUCUGGCACCGGCCUGUGCGCGUUUACCGGCGCACACGCCGCUGCGACGAGCCGCCGUUGAUUUACUUGGAAGAGGGUUCGCAGUCUGGGAGCCCUACCUCGAUGUCAGCCAUGUGCUACUUGGGCUCCUAGAGAUGUGCUCGGACGCCGAUAAGCUGGUCCCGUCGAUGACGUACGGGCUGCCGCUCACGCCGCAAGCGGACUCCUGCAGAACCGCUCGACACGCCCUUACUUUGAUCGCUACGGCCCGACCUGGGGCCUUCAUUACAACCAUGGCUCGUGAGGUAGCCCGUGUGGCCGCGGCCCAGCAGGCCGGGCAGCCGUCGCCGGCGUCGCACGCGCUCCACAAAGGCCGUGCCGAAGUGUUGCGCGGGAUUGAACUGCUGAUCGACAGGAUGCACAACGAAGUCGCUGAAUUACUAGUCGAGGUUAUGGACAUCAUCCUCCACUGCGUAGACCAAUCUCAUCUCAAGAGUAAAGGCCUGAACGAGGUUUUCCCGGCCAUCUGCCGCUACAACCAAGUCUCGCACUGCCCUGCCACCAGAAGGAUCGCUGUGGGCAGCCACACGGGCCAGCUAGCCAUGUACGAGCUUCGCGCCGGCCGCUGCCAGUCACUUGCUGCGCACAGCGGGCCCGUCACAGCUUGUGCCUUCAGCCCCGACGGACGAUACCUGGUGUCCUACGCCACGGCCGACAACCGGCUGUCCUUCUGGCAGAGCACAGCAGGCAUGUUCGGCCUAGGCGCCGCCCAGACACGCUGCGUCAAGUGCUACAGCACGGCACCAAUGGCGGACGUCGCUCGCCUCAACCCGGCCAGGCUGGCGCGCCUCGUCUGGGCCAAUAGCCGCACCGUCACGCUCAUGCUUGCUGACGGCUCCGAGACUAGGUUUAACGUGUAGACACAACUCAAUAACAGCUUACUGACGAAAAAUAAUGACUUACUGACGUCAUAUAAUAACUUGCUGACACCUAUCACCAACUUAUUGACGUCAUUCAACUUUGCACCGUCACGCUCAUGACAUAAUUUAUAAUAACUUACAACAGCCUACUGACGCCUCGUCUGGGCCAAUAGCCGCACCGUCACGCUCAUGCUUGCUGACGGCUCCGAGACUAGGUUCAACGUGUAGGCUAGGAAACACCAGACACUAGAUUACACACCAAACACAGCCUGACUGACGUAAAAUAAUGACUUACACGCCAAUAAACUGCUUGCUGACGUCAAAUAAUAACUUACUGACGACUAGCACCGGCUUACUGACACCAAAUGACUCUGAGACUAGGUUCAACGUGUAGGCCAGGGCAGACACCACACACUAGAUUACUGACGCCAUUUAAUACCUUGCUGAAGUCAUAUAAUACUAUCUGACACCAUAAGACUCUAGAUUUGCCGCGCUAGAUUCAGACACAAGCCUUGAUAGUAAAUACCAGCUUACUGACGCCACAUAAUAACUUACUGACUCCAAACAACUGCUUGCUGACGUCUCCUAAUAACUUACUGACGUUAAACGUAUUAAAAUAUGGCUCUGAGACUAGAUUCAACGCGUAAUCACGUGUUUGUACUACAUGAAGCAAUAAAGGUAUUAAAUUUUGAUUAUUAGAUACCAAAUACCGGCUUCUGACGACAAAUUGCUUGCUGACACUAAUCACCUGCUUACUGACGGCAGCAAUAGUCCGGUCGCCGAGCACGUAGAAUUUCGUCCAAUGACCCCAAGCUACCUAUCCUUAUCGCUCGCGCGUAAUUAUAUUGCUGUUGCGACUGUGCGACGGGCGGCCGUAGUGAGUGUACGAGCGACGAAUUUCUACGUGCUCGGCGACCGGAUUUCAAAUAAAAUUUCAACACUAAAUAAAUAUUUUAUAGAUAUAAAUGUAUAAUGACGUUAAGACAUUCGCAUGUACUAUUGUAUUUUCAUGUAAUUUUGAGGACAGGUGUGAAGUAUUAUUAUGGAGAGGCUUAACUAAAAUUGACCUUAUUUUUUGAUAUGUAAGGUAUAUUAUUCAUUGACUAACAUCAGUAAUUAUAUUCUUUAUUUUAUUUUAGAUAUUAUUGAACUUAGUUUAGGCCGAUUUAUUGGUUUUAGUCCUUUUUGUUGUACUGAUAUGCAGUUCAUAGCAUAUUUAUCUAUUAAUUUCUUUAAUUACGAACCUUAUAAAAAGAUACAAAGUCGGAAAUGCUUUGGAUAAAUCUGCCGUUGACUGUACUAUGAAGAAAAUAUUGCAAAUUAAUUAAUAUUCAAAAUAACCUGUGUCUAAACUAAUUCUUAAUUCUUAUAAUUAAUUUAUUUUCGUCUC